Molecule: messenger RNA, 4728 nt
Organism: Mus caroli (Ryukyu mouse)
Lineage: Eukaryota; Metazoa; Chordata; Mammalia; Rodentia; Muridae
Gene: Fibcd1
Product: fibrinogen C domain containing 1
Source: RefSeq, a predicted model, not a curated record
GCGGGACGCGGGGACGGCGCGGCGCGGGCGGCUCUCGGAGGCUCGCGCCCGCGCUCCCAGCAAUCACACGCGCUCACACGCAGCCUAGCUGGCGGCCGCCGCUCCCGGGCCACCCCGGAUCCCCGGCACCGAGGGGACCUCCUGCGAGUGCAACGCACCCUGCGCACCCCUCGCCUCCUUUGCACUCCCCCUUGCCCCGCAACCCCGCCGGUCCUGCUGGAAGAUGGUCCACGAGCGGUGGAAGACCGUGGGCAGCGCGUCCCAACUUGAGGACCGACCGCGCGACAAACCGCAGCGAGCAAGCUGCAGUUAUGUCCUGUGCACAGUGCUCCUGUCCCUUGCAGUGCUGCUGGCAGUGGCUGUCACCGGUGUGGUUCUCUUCCUGAACCACGCCCACACACCAGGCACAGCGCCCCCACCCAUCGUCAGCACGGGGACUGCCGGAGCCAACAGUGCCCUGGUCACUGUGGAGAGGGCUGACAGCUCCCACCUCAGCCUCCUCAUCGACCCUCGCUGCCCCGACCUCACUGAGAGCUUCGCCCGCCUGGAAGGCAUCCAGGCCUCCAUCCUUCGGGCACUGAGUGAGCACCAGGCACAGCCGAGGCUGGAUGGUGCCCCAGAGCUGCUGGACGCACUGGCUGACCAGCUGCCCCGGCUGCUAACCCGGGCCUCUGAGCUGCAGGCUGAAUGUGCUGGGCUGCGCAAGGGGCACAGCCUGCUGGGCCAGGGCCUCAGCACCCUGCAGAGUGAACAGGGUCGCCUCAUCCAGCUUCUCUCCGAGAGUCAAGGUCACAUGGCUCACCUGGUGAACUCAGUCAGUGAUGUCCUGGAGGCUCUGCAGAGGGAGCGGGGGCUAGGCCGGCCUCGUGUCAAGGCUGACCUUCAGAGGGCCCCUUCCCGGGGAGCCCGGCCUCGAGGCUGUGCUAAUGGCUCUCGGCCGAGGGACUGCCUGGAUGUUCUUCUGAGUGGACAGCAGGAUGAUGGUGUCUACUCGAUCUUCCCCACUCACUACCCAGCUGGCUUCCAGGUCUACUGUGACAUGCGCACUGAUGGCGGAGGCUGGACGGUAUUUCAGCGCCGGGAGGAUGGCUCUGUGAACUUUUUCCGAGGCUGGGAGGCUUACCGGGAGGGCUUCGGCAGGCUCACAGGGGAACACUGGCUGGGGCUCAAGCGGAUCCACGCCCUGACCACACAAGCAGCAUACGAGCUUCAUGUGGACCUAGAAGACUUUGACAACGGCACCGCCUAUGCCCACUAUGGGAGCUUUGGUGUGGGCUUGUUCUCUGUGGACCCCGAGGAGGAUGGGUACCCACUCACGGUGGCUGACUACUCCGGCACCGCAGGUGACUCCCUCCUGAAGCACAGCGGCAUGAGGUUUACCACCAAGGACCGGGACAGCGACCACUCGGAGAACAACUGUGCCGCCUUCUACCGAGGAGCCUGGUGGUACCGCAACUGUCACACAUCCAACCUCAAUGGCCAGUACCUGCGUGGUGCACACGCCUCCUACGCAGACGGCGUCGAGUGGUCCUCUUGGACGGGAUGGCAGUAUUCACUCAAGUUCUCGGAGAUGAAGAUCCGGCCGGUCCGUGAGGACCGCUAGACUGGCCCACUACCCAGCGCCAGUGUCCUCUGGUUAUGUCUAGUCCCUACACAUCUCAUCCCAUGCCCACUGCUGCAAGAACAUGCUCUGCCCACCUGUGCAUGGUUGGCCUGCUCUUUAGUAGGGAUGGCCCAGGGCCAGCUCUGAAACUCAGCUUCCUGAGCCAGUGACACCCCUUCCCCAACCAGGUCCCUGUCUAUCAGGUGACAUGCUCUUUGGUUCCUACUAGCGGAGCUGGCACCCGGCAACCCCAAACCCUACCUGCCCAGGCUUUGGUCCCUGUGCUUUGUCUGCUGCAUCCUGGUAAGGCAGCAUCUCCCACUCUUCCUGGCUUGGCAAAAACAUCCAGAAUAGGGGGCAGGCAGCACCUUGGUCCCCUCCAUCAGAUCAAAGUGGAAGGCUCAGACCUUCUCACCUCUGACAUCUGUCUGCCCUAACCCCAAUCCCUCAGGGCCUGGAGACCCUACCUCUGAUCAGAGGACCUUGGACAGCUGCCACAGCUCUCUCUCAUUUGUGGCCAACUGGGCUGUGGCACAGCUGUCUACAAAGCCCCAAGGCCAAGACCAGACCCCUAGGCCACCCUCCCCUGGGUCUCCGCAGACCUGGAGGUUUCUAUUCUUCUGGUUGCUUUCAGAGCUCAUCUGCUCUUUCCCACCUCAAACAAGGUCCACCUGCCCUCCUGCAGAGCACCCAUGGGUCCUGCCCCACAUCACCUGCCUGUGGGGCAAGGGUGGGACUGGCCUAAGCCAGUGAGGACCUCCUGGGGUGAGGCUGUGCCAGGCUCUUGUGUUCUGCUGACCUCCAUGGACUGACUCUAGGAUCUUCUCAGAAGCCAGCCAGCCCUGGGACUCAGCAUGGCCCAAGACUACCAUCUCUGCAGAGAGACUGCCCCCUGCUGGCUAUCACGGACACUGCCACCAGGGUCUAACAGGCGGGGUGGGGUAGGGUGGAGGGGAGGGCAGGAGACAGAGCAUCAAACAGGUUGGACAUCUGGACAUUUCCUUGUCCAGCCUUCUCAACACCUGCACGGAUGAUCCCCCGGGAAGGCAGGCUGUAGCCCCGCCCUCAGCUACCUGCUUGGCAGCUGAGAUGCUCUUAUGAAAACCUGAUAGGGGCUUUACAAGAACUGGAUGAUAAGAUGGCAAUGGUGACCUCCUCUGUCUGGAGGCAGAGACCCAUGCCUUUUCUUUCUACCAGACUUGUACCAAAGCCUGAAGCCACCAAUGAACUGUGUGACCUGCUCAGUCCCUCACAUUGGGCCUUCAGCAAGGAUCUGUAGCACACCUAUGAGAGUCAAAGCGGUCCUAGGUGCUGGACAAGACUGGUUAUGGUCCCGAGCUGGUGGCAAGAAACAUGAGUAGAGUAGCCAAGGUUCUGAUGGGACAAGGGAUACAUAGGAAAGUCCCCUCCCAUUCCCUCUCUGUCCCUGACACCUGGCACCUAGCUUCAUUGCAGAGGUGUGUGGGAGCUUAAACACAUCCUGGCAGACACUACCCACCCCCGAGGCUGGUGCUGAAGUGGCUUCUGUUGCCAGCUGCUGCUGUAAGCGCUGCUCAGAAGUGCCAAGCGCUUUCUGAUGUGGUAUCAAACAAACUCCGUCGAGUGAAGCAACGGAUUCACACAUGCAAGUGUGGGACAGGAGGGCUGCGGGCCAGGGCUGGGCUGCAGAAUGCAGGAGCUGAAGCUCAGCCCAUCAGGGCAGUUGGUGAGGGGUGACAUGCAUCCCUGUCUGGUCACAUUGGAAAUGACAACCCUUCAGCCCAGCCACUGCCCCAGGGACACCAAGCUCUCUCCCAAGCCAGGCUGGUACUCUAGGGGGUGUGGUUUUGUCAAACGCUGGCUGAGUGGGCAGGGGUUAGUAGAGAGACCAGGUCAACAGUCCUUCACCUUCCUGGUGUGCACCCUCCAAGGGCAGGCGAGAGCACUGUUCCUGCACACUGGGCCACAGCCUCCAGCCCUGGCUUUCAUUCACUGGUCUGAUGUCUGUGUAGGUGGCUGCCACCCAUGAUCAGUGACCACGGGAAGCAGGAAUGCUGGGAAGUUUGGGGGGGGCAGGACAGGUCCACUAAGAAGACAUAAUGUCAGCAGGCUGUGGUCCCUGACACCCCAGACCUACUUUGGUUUGUCACUGGAAUGACUAACCAGGGUGAGUCUAUGAAGUCGCCUGGCAGAGCCACACUGCUUUUCUUCUUGGGCAGAGUCUCCACAUCCCACACUAGGGGCUUGGCGCUGUGGCUGUCUCUACUUUGCAAAGCAUCGAAAAUCUUUCCAAGCCUAGGUUGGCUUUGUGGAUUCUACCAAAGGCUUCACAGCUGGGUACACCUGGGUCGUGCCAGUGGCCACCUAGACAGCAUGCAGGGAGCAGACAGUACCUUGGGUCCCCUGCAAGCCUGGGCUGGUGAGUGACCAGUUAGAGCUGUGAGCUUCUCCUGUGGCAUUAGUGGCUCGUGCGUGUGGGACACUAGUGUUUGUAGGUGGGAGUGUCAUCUCCAGUUCCUGGCUCUUCCCUGCCCCCUCAUCUGUGUCACCCCAAGCCUCCAGGUGGAGAAUGAGCCAUCUGUGGCCAUGGUCACUGCAGGUCUUGGCCCCCAAACAGCACUUCUGGAAGAGAGCAGGGCCUUGGAUAACCAGAAAGUCUGUGAGCAACAGAUGCCUUCCACAAGAUGACUUGACUCUGAGGCGGGAGAUGUAUACGAGCUAGGCCCACACCUUCCCUGAACCCUGUGAUCUAAGGAGCAACAUGCCAACAGAAGUCUCAUGGAACCCAGAAGUGUGAUGAAGCAACAUGGACCCAAAGUGUCCGGGGGCCUCUCAGAGCCUCAUUCCUUCAUCUGCCUUUGGCGCAGGUUGCCCGAGGUUCUGAUGGCCCAGGAACUGCAGGGAUCCAUAAAUCCAGAGGCCAGGAUUCAGGCUCAGUGGUUGUGAGUGGGGGUCUGACCUGAGGCUAGCUGUGCCGAGCAGAGCAGGUGUGCAUGCUGGCAGAUACAAUGGGGCCCUGGGGCUGGAAGCAGCUCUGAGCAGCACCCCAUGGGCAAACAGUGGGCCUAGUUGCUACUUGGGGCUGUGUGCACCCGGUGUCUUGUGUACCCUUGUCUUCAAUAAAGUCUCGUGGUGACCCAGCACCA